AUGGAGCUGGACCCUCCGCACCAGCCCUACUUCUUCGAGGCCGACCCGCAGGCCGAGGCCUUCCACCCCUCCAGCGCGCCCAGCGAGGACAUCUGGAAGAAGUUCGAGCUGGUGCCGCCGCCGCCCCUGCUGCCGGCCGCCGGCCCGGCCCGCGACGAGGCGGACGGCCUGCUGGAGGCCGGCCGCGGCGGGCGGCUGGGCAACCUGAGCGCCUUCGUCCUGCGCGACUGCAUGUGGAGCGGCUUCUCGGCCCGCGAGCGGCUGGGCAAGGCGCUGGGCGAGAAGUGGGCCGGCCCCGCCGCCGCCGCCGCCGCCUCCAAGCCCUCCUUCGCCUCGGACCUGGCGCUGGGCGGCGAGUGCGUGGACCCCGCCGCCGUCUUCCCCUGCCCCCCGCCCGACGGCAAAGUGCCGCCGGCCUCGUCCGGCUCGGAGAGCCCGAGCGACUCGGAAGGAGAAGAAAUAGACGUGGUGACGGUGGAAAAGAGGCAGUCGUUGGGGGUGAGGAAGCCAGUCACCAUCACAGUGCGGGCAGACCCCUCGGAUCCAUGCAUGAAAUGUUUCCACAUCUCGAUCCACCAGCAGCAACACAACUAUGCAGCCCGCUCCCCUCCAGAGGCUGGCUCCCAAUUGGCGACAUCGGCGAAGGACACCCAGGAGGAGGAUGGUGCUGACCAGAUGUCCCCGGGGCAAGUGGUGGAGAGUUUCUCCCCCCACCCUUUCCUCCCCAAAUGUGGGAGCGCUCCCAGUUCAGACAGUGAAGAUGUGAACAAGCGGAAAAACCACAACUACCUGGAGCGCAAGCGGCGCAAUGACCUUCGCUCACGUUUCCUGGCACUGAGGGACCAGGUGCCUGGCCUUGCCAACUGCCCCAAAACUCCCAAGGUGGUGAUCUUGAGUAAAGCGGCAGAAUAUCUGCAAUCCCUUCUCAGCACAGAGCAGCAAAUGGUGGCAGAGAAGAAGUGGUUGAAGCUGAAGCAGCAUCAGCUGCUGAAACAGAUUUCACACCUCAGGGGGGUUCAUUAG
Messenger RNA from Euleptes europaea (tarantolino), 1023 nucleotides. RefSeq names its product MYCL proto-oncogene, bHLH transcription factor (gene MYCL). Gene Ontology annotation, molecular function: protein dimerization activity; DNA-binding transcription factor activity, RNA polymerase II-specific; RNA polymerase II cis-regulatory region sequence-specific DNA binding. The record is from RefSeq and is a predicted model, not a curated record. The transcript is spliced from 2 exons. Gene Ontology annotation, biological process: regulation of transcription by RNA polymerase II. The coding region runs from base 1 to 1023 and encodes 340 amino acids. Lineage: Eukaryota; Metazoa; Chordata; Lepidosauria; Squamata; Sphaerodactylidae.